Danio aesculapii is the source of this 2592-nucleotide messenger RNA. RefSeq names its product epithelial splicing regulatory protein 2 (gene esrp2). Gene Ontology annotation, molecular function: mRNA binding. The record is from RefSeq and is a predicted model, not a curated record. The transcript is spliced from 16 exons. Gene Ontology annotation, biological process: regulation of RNA splicing. Gene Ontology annotation, cellular component: ribonucleoprotein complex; nucleoplasm. Lineage: Eukaryota; Metazoa; Chordata; Actinopteri; Cypriniformes; Danionidae. The coding region runs from base 175 to 2310 and encodes 711 amino acids.
UCUCGUGCCGCACUCUCUCUCGUGUCCUCCUGGAGUAAUCUUCUGUUCUUCCUCGUGUACUUCAAUUGAAUUUCCAUUUCUUUUGUUUGCUUCUCUUGGAGAAAGGUGAACCCUCGUGUUACUGUUUUAUUUGAUCUUUGCUCUUAAUUGUAGUUUGUACCCUUGUGGUCCCUGAUGGCUUCGCACAGUGAUACUCUGGUGGUGUUCUUUGGGGCAACAGCUGGUGCAAAUGGGGGUAAACUGGGGUCGGAUGAAAGGGAAUUAAUUCUCUUGGUGUGGCAAAUUGUGGAUCUACAUGAGAAUAAGGUGGGCAAACUUCAACGGAUUCUAGUACAGCCGGACAGUGUGGACCUGUCGGAGCAGUGCAAGGAGGAGACCGGGCUCACUGCUGAGGAGCUGUGUAAGGCCGAGCCGCUGGAGAGCGUCCUGCAGCAGUUUCACCAGUCAGUGUCAGCUGAACUGAAGUCUCUGGGCCGAAGCUCUUACACACUGUGUGUUGACGGGCCACUUCUUAUUCGACAGGUGCUUCACCCUGAGGCCUCCAAAAAGAAUCUAGUCCUGCCGGAGUGCUUCUACACAUUCGUAGACUUGAAGAAAGAGUUUCACAAAUGCUGCCCCAAUGCAGGACCUGUCAAAGACCUCACGCUGCCCUCUAUGCUGGACUAUGUCUGUAUUCAAGCCACAGCGGAGCAAGAAGCUGGAUUGAGGGAGGUGAAGGACAUGGUUCUGCUAAUACUGCAUGUCCUGGCUGAGCCUUACAAUCACAAAUUUACUGACUUUGAGACUGUAAACUACAAGUUUGAAUCUGGAGCGUGUAGUAAGACAGAAGCUGUGGACAGUGAGACGGUCAUCAGAGCUCGUGGGCUGCCAUGGCAGUCGUCUGAUCAGGACAUCGCCCGUUUCUUCAAGGGCCUGAACAUUGCCAAAGGGGGUGUUGCGUUGUGUUUGAAUGCUCAGGGCCGGAGGAAUGGGGAAGCUCUGGUGCGCUUCAUAAACUCUGAGCACAGAGACAUGGCACUGGAUCGACACAAACACCACAUGGGCAACAGAUACAUUGAAGUUUAUAAAGCGACCGGGGAGGAAUUCCUGAAGAUUGCAGGAGGCACUUCCAAUGAGGUGGCUCAGUUUCUGUCCAAGGAAAACCAGAUGAUAAUCCGCAUGCGUGGGCUUCCAUUCACUGCUACUCCUCAGGAUGUUCUGGGAUUCCUGGGCCCAGAGUGUCCAGUGACUGAUGGGACGGAGGGUCUUCUGUUUGUGAAAUAUCCAGAUGGACGUCCAACAGGCGACGCAUUUGUUCUCUUUGCUUGUGAGGAAUAUGCCCAGAAUGCCCUGAAGAAGCACAAACAGAUCCUGGGCAAGAGAUACAUUGAAUUGUUUCGCAGCACUGCAGCAGAGGUCCAACAGGUUUUGAAUCGCUACAUGUCCACUCCGCUGAUCUCCACACUUCCACCACCUCCUCCUCAAAUGGUGUCUGUACCAGUGUUGGCCACUCCACCCUUCAUCACCACCGGCAGCACACGAGACUGCAUCCGGCUUAGAGGCCUGCCAUACACCGCCGCCAUUGAGGACAUCCUGGAGUUCAUGGGGGAACACACCAUUGACAUCAAACCACAUGGAGUGCACAUGGUCCUCAACCAGCAGGGUCGACCCUCUGGUGACGCCUUUAUUCAGAUGAAGUCGGCUGACCGUGCAUUUAUGGUGGCGCAGAAGUGCCACAAGAAGAUGAUGAAGGAUCGUUAUGUGGAGGUUUUCCAGUGCUCCACUGAGGAGAUGAGCUUUGUGCUGAUGGGAGGAACGCUGAACCGCAGCGGUCUGUCACCACCUCCCUGCAAACUGCCCUGUCUCUCUCCACCAACAUACGCUGCGUUUCCUGCUGCUCCAGCUAUGCUUCCCACUGAGGCAGCGCUGUAUCAGCCCCCCCUGCUGGCCACUCCAAGAACUCCACAGGCACCAACACACAGCCCUGCGCCUGCUCUCGCCUACUACUCUCCACAGCUCUAUAUGAACAUGAACAUGAGCUACACCACCUACUACCCCAGUCCACCAGUGUCUCCCUCCACUGUGAGUUAUUUUGCGGCACCACCGGGUUCAGUCGCAGCUGCUGUAGCCGCUCAGCCCACCCCUGCCAUCCUCCCUCCUCAACCCGGGGCACUGGUGCGCAUGCAGGGCCUGCCGUACAACACCGGGGUCAAAGACAUCCUCAGCUUCUUUCAGGGAUAUCAGUUCAAUCCUGAAGACUACAGCUCCUUGGUUGGAGUGAGUGAUCAGGGCCGGAGUCUCAUUCAGCCUAAAGAGUGGCUUUGUCUGUAGGGGGAGCCGCUCCAGCUCCAGGCGGACUCGGUGCUCGUGCUGUAUAACUGGAGUGGUCAGCGCAGCGGGGAGGCGCUGGUGACCUUCCCCAGUGAGAAAGCAGCAAGACGGGCUGUAGCCGAAUGCUCCAACAUCCCCCUUUCUGGACACCCCAUCCACUUGGCCUGCUGCGAGUGAAGAUGAGUCUCAACACUUUCUCCCUCAGAAAUCAGUGCUCUUGAAAUCCAGUAGUUCAGGAGGAGACCUGAUGCAGAAGCACUGUAUGUAUGUAUGUAUGUAUGU